AUGACGGUGUCCUACAAUGCUGAUGUCUCAUCUGCAUCUGGCUUCACCUUUUUUCGACUUCUGCUGCGAUGGCGAGGAUCGAUUUGGAAAUCGAUAAUGUUGGAGCUAGUAAUGUGGAUCAUUUUUUACUACAUAAUUUUUGGUGUUUAUCGAUAUGCUCUUCCGACAGGAGCACAAAGGUGUGUUGCACCUUACCUGCAAUCGCUGCAAAACAGAUAUAGAAUAGCAACUUAUUGCGAUAAGAAUCUGGUGCACAUACCACUAACAUUCAUGCUCGGAUUCUUUGUUUCGAUGAUUGUUGAUCGAUGGAGAAAUACAUUCAAUAAUAUGGGAUGGAUAGAGAAUAGUCGAAGAGAGACAGGAAUCUAUGCAGAAUUGAAACAGAGUGGUGAACUGUGA
Cylicostephanus goldi is the source of this 399-nucleotide messenger RNA. NCBI's taxonomy places the organism in Eukaryota, Metazoa, Nematoda, Chromadorea, Rhabditida, Strongylidae. The record is from the annotation of a GenBank genome assembly.